AAUCCCAGAGCUAAGAAAGCACAACCUUUGUACCGUGCUCCUCCCUUUGUUGUUCAGACACCAUUGACUCUGGAGGCAGUGAAGAUGAUUCAAUUUGCUUUUAGUAGUGAGCUUCCCGAAAGUGACAUAUUGGUUAGUCUUGGUGGCGGGGUUCUUUCCUUGUUACGUGAAGAUUUUGUCGAGCUUUUGCCAAGGACCAGAAUUUCAACAAGGAUUAUAGAAAUGGCGUGUCUGUGCAAGACACUAGAAGAACGAAGUUGUGGUCGCAGUGGUGGCUUGUCUUGGUUCUUUCCACCUUCAGUUUCGGAUCGUGCGAAUCAUUGCAACGAGGAGCAGUUUAUGGCUAAGAUGCGUUCAUAUAAGAUACUUGAGCGAUACUGUAUAAGUGAGCUACUUUACUGCAGUAAGAUUCAUGUCCCAAUUUUCAACCUCACGUUGAACCACUUCUAUCUGGCGGUCUUUAAUAUGGAAGCCAAAGAAAUUGAAAUCUGGGACUCAAUACGAGGAACU
Messenger RNA from Linum tenue, 510 nucleotides. The record is from the annotation of a GenBank genome assembly. NCBI's taxonomy places the organism in Eukaryota, Viridiplantae, Streptophyta, Magnoliopsida, Malpighiales, Linaceae.